AUGGAAAGAGGGCAUGCAUACUUACCUCCAGCUUGUUAUACUUUGUCUAAAAAGGAGAAAAUAAGUUUUUGUAGCUAUCUUAAUGGUGUUAAGGUUCCUUCCGGCUAUUCAUCUAAUAUUAAAAAACUUGUUUCAAUGAAGGACCUUAAAUUGGUUGGUAUGAAAUCUCAUGAUUGCCAUGUGUUAAUGCAACAUAUGUUACCUGUUGCUAUUAUAGGCAUAUUACCAAACUAUGUUAGACAAACCAUUACCAAGCUUUGUUACUUUUUCAAUGUCAUUAGUAGUAAAGUUAUUGAUCCAGAGGUGUUAGAUUUGUUGCAAGCUGAUGUGGUAGUAACUUUAUGUCAGUUUGAAAUGUAUUUCCCCCCAUUAUUUUUUUAUGUUAGGGUGCAUUUAACAGUUCACUUGGUGUGGGAAAUUAAAAUGUGUGGUCCUGUAUUUUUGAGGUAUAUGUAUCCAUUUGAGAGAUACAUGAGAAUUUUGAAAGGAUAUGUGAGAAAUCGAUAUCGGCCAGAAGGGAGUAUAAUUGAAGCUUAUGGCGCUGAAGAAGUCAUUGAUUUUUGUAUUGAUUAUUUGUCUAAUGGUGAGUCCAUUGGUGUUCCUAAAUCAUGUCAUGAAGGAAGACUCACAGGAAAAGGUACCAUUGGGUAUAAAGCUAUUCUACCAAGUGCAAAAAUGCGAAAUCAUGCCCAUCAUCUCGUACUACAGCACCUUUCUGAGGUUCAUCCAUACUUGGAUCAACACAUGUCUAUUCUGAGGCAACAAAAUCAUUCUAAAGGUGAAAGAUGGAUAACAAAUGAACACAAUAACACUUUUAUCAGCUGGUUCAAAGAUACAGUGAUGCAAGAGUUAUCUCAAGUGUCCAAUAAUAUCAGUGAAACCAUUCGAUGGUUAGCGUGGGACCCUGGUGUUCUUGUGGACUCUUAUGAAGGAUAUGAUAUUAAUGGGUAUACGUUUUACACAAAAUGUCGAGAUGGAAAAAGUGUGGUGCAAAACAGUGGAAUGACAUUAGUAGCACUAUCAAGAGAGUAUUCUAGUGCUAAAGAUACUAACCUGGUAGAUGCUGCUAUGUCAUACUAUGGAGUCAUUAAAGAAAUUUGGGAACUUGAUUAUAAGGUGUAUAAAAUUUCUCUAUUCCAAUGUUCUUGGGUUGAUAACAGACGGGGUGUCCGAGUAGAUGAUUUGAGUUUUACCUUAGUUGAUCUUGGUCGACUAGGAUAUCAUGAUGAACCGUUUAUACCUGCAUCUCAAGCUAAACAAAUCUUCUAUGUUUCUGAUCCUAUUGAUAGUAAGUGGUCAAUUGUCUUGCAAGGGAAAAGAAGUAUUGUUGGUGUUGGUGAUGUUGUGGAUGAAGAAGAAUAUGACUACUUUGAUGAAAUCCCACCAUUUUCUAUUGGUAUUCAAUCUGACUUUGAUGAAAUCCCACCAUUUUCUAUUGGUAUUCAAUCUGUCUUUGAUGAAAUCCCACCAUUUUCUAUUGGUAUUCAAUCUGUGGCUUUAGGUGAAGAUAACAUUGAUACCAGUUACAUGCGUACUGAUCAUGGAGAAUGA
Messenger RNA from Ipomoea triloba (trilobed morning glory), 1551 nucleotides. RefSeq lists its product as uncharacterized. The transcript has a single exon. The record is from RefSeq and is a predicted model, not a curated record. Lineage: Eukaryota; Viridiplantae; Streptophyta; Magnoliopsida; Solanales; Convolvulaceae. The coding region runs from base 1 to 1551 and encodes 516 amino acids.